AUGGUAAAGUUUUACCAGCCAUGUGAACAGAGGUUUGCAAAUCUUGAAACUUUAAAGGUAUCUACUUGUAAAUCAAUUGAGUAUGUAUUUGAUUUUCAAGUGCUUGAAAAUGCAAGUGAAGAAACCAAGUUGUUCUCGUCAUUGAAGGAUUUAGAAUUGAUUAUGCUUCCUAAGAUGACCAGUAUAUGGAAGGGUGGCAGUCAGUUUCUAAACUUUGAUAACUUGAAGAGAAUAAACUUGGAACAUUGUCUCAAGCUAGUGAGAUUAUUUUCACCAGAUCUUCUACAAAGCCUAGGUUGUUUGGGAAAAAUGGAGAUAAGUUAUUGCAGUAACUUGGAGGAGAUCUUUGAGAUGAAAGAUACAUCCAUGGCUUCCCCAACUUUAGGAAAUCUAACUUACAUGAGCGUAAGUUACUGUAACAAACUGAAAAACCUCUUCAGCCCAUCCAUUGUCAAUAGCUUGGUGAAGCUCAAAACACUUAAACUAUCGCAUUGCUCAACAAUAGAAUACAUAGUCACAAACGAAGAUGGAGAAAAAGGAGCAUUAACAGAGAAGAUCAUGUUUCCUAGUUUGUACGACAUGGAACUUGAAGAUAUGGAAAGCCUCACUUGUUUCUACAGUGGAGUCAUUGCUAUUGAAUUCUCGGCUUUAAAGAGAUUAAUGAUUUGUCAAUGUCCGAAAAUGAAGACCUUUGGUUACGGAAACCAAGUGACACCCAAGCUCAACAAAGUGUAUUUGAGGAAUGUUAGAUGCAGAAUCUUAGCACCAAUGGACCGAGCUGCUGAAGCUAUUUAUGAAUUCAAGUACGUGAUCCUUGGCGGUGGUGUCUCUGCUGGAUAUGCAGCAAGGGAGUUUGUUAAGCAAGGUGUUAAGCAAGGAGAGCUUGCAAUUAUCUCAAAAGAAGCAGUGGCUCCAUAUGAACGCCCCACACUUAGCAAGGAAUAUCUUCUCCGUGAGAAACCUGCUAGACUUCCAGAUUUCUAUGUGUGUGUUGGAAGUGGAGGAGAGAGACUGCUUCUGGACUGGUACACAGAGAAAGGAAUAGAAUUGAUCCUUAGCACAGGAAUUGUUCAAGUAAAUCUUGUUUACAAGGCUCUUGUUAGUGCAUAUGGCCAAGUUUUCCGGUAUCAAACAUUGAUAAUUGCAACUGGUUCCACACCACUAAGGUUGACAGAUUUGGGUGUACAAGGAACUGAUGCGAAAAAUAUCUUCUACUUAAAAGAAAUUAAUGAUGCUGAUGAAUUGGUUAAAGCGGUUAAAGCAAAGAAGAAUAGGAAGGCUGUGAUUGUUGGAGGAGGAUAUAUCGGUCUUGAGGUUAGUGCAGCUUUGCGAAUCAACAAUUUGGAUGUUACUAUGGUUUAUCCUGAACAAUGGUGCAUGCCUCGACUCUUCACUGCUGGUAUUGGUACUUUCUAUGAGGGUUAUUAUGCCAAUAAAGGAAUCAAAAUUAUUAAAGGAACAGUUGCUGCUCGAUUCACAAUUGACUCUAAUGGAGACGUCAAAGAAGUGACACUAAAGGAUGGCAGGGUACUAGAAGCCGACAUUGUUUUUGUUGAUGCAGGAGCUAGACCUCUCACAUCAUUAUUCGGAGGGCAGGUUGAAGAGGAGAAGGGUGGAAUAAAGACUGAUGCAUUUUUCCGGACAAGUGUUCCUAAUGUUUAUGCUGUGGGAGAUGUUGCUACUUUCCCUUUGAAAUUGUGCAAUGAGAUGAGAAGAGUUGAGCAUGUUGAGCAUGCCUACAAAUCAGCUGAGCAGGCUGUGAAGGCCAUCAAGGCAAGUGAGGAAGGCAAAACAAUUGAGGAGUAUGACUACCUCCCUUACUUUUUUUCUCGUUCUUUUGAUCUCUCAUGGAAGUUCUAUGGUAGCAAUGUUGGAAAGAGAUUACUGGUUAGAGACAAUGGUCCUGGAUCAGAAAAGCAUAAGUUUGGAACGUUUUGGAUCGAAAAGGGCAAGAUUGUUGGAGCUUUCCUUAUGAAUGGGACUUCUCGAGAAAAUGAGGCCAUUGCCAAUGUUGCUAGAGGCCAGCCUCCAGUUGAUUAUUUGGAUGUGCUGAAGAAGGAGCUGGGUUUUCCCUCUAAAGAAAAAGAUAGGUGA
Molecule: messenger RNA, 2094 nt
Organism: Pistacia vera
Lineage: Eukaryota; Viridiplantae; Streptophyta; Magnoliopsida; Sapindales; Anacardiaceae
Product: monodehydroascorbate reductase, seedling isozyme-like
Exons: 2
Coding region: 1-2094 (697 amino acids)
Cellular component (GO): cytoplasm
Molecular function (GO): flavin adenine dinucleotide binding; oxidoreductase activity, acting on NAD(P)H
Source: RefSeq, a predicted model, not a curated record